AUGGCCAGAGGUAGACAGCGAAAGACAACAAAAGGUGAUUUCACUAAAGAACAGAUGGGGGCCGCGGUUCGAUUGGUGAUUGAGGAAAAAAUAAGCCUGAGGAAAGCUGUCGAAAGGACUGGGAUAAAGUUUCAAACUCUACAACGAUACGUGAAAAAACAAAAUACUGCUGGUGAGGGUUCAAAUAUCCGGCUUACACCCAAUUAUGCCUGCCGUCAAAUUUUCACUCCGGAGCAAGAGGACACCUUAGAAGAAUAUGUUGUUAUUUGCGCCAAGAUGUGCUAUGGCAAAUCGAGGAAGGACUUGCGUUCUUUAGCCUACGAAGUGGCAAUAAUUGCGAACCAAAUCAAUAUUCCUGAGAAUUGGCGUAUCAAAAAAAAAGCUGGUUUGGAAUGGCUGCAUUGUUUUAUGGCGCGUCACCCAAAUUUAUCUGUAAGGCAACCGGAAGGAUGCAGUCUUUCACGAGCAACUUCUUUCAACCAACAUAACGUGAAUCAAUUUUUCAACAACUUGGAGGAGAUUUUUAGUCGUACACCUGAAUUUGCAGAUGGUACACGUAUUUACAACCUAGACGAGACUGCAACAACUACAGUUCAAAAACCAAAAAAAAUUGUUGCCAAAAAGGGAAUAAAACAAGUUAGCUCUGCUACUAGUGGCGAACGGGGAAUUUUAGUUACUACGUGCUGUGUAGUAAGUGCAUCUGGCAACUUCACCCCACCUGCGAUGGUGUUCCCCAGGAAAAAUUUUAAAGAGCACAUGUUACAUGGAGCACCUUCUGGAACAUUGGGUCUUGCUCACUCUACGGGUUGGAUGACUACAGAAUUAUUUGUCAAAGUUAUGAAACAUGUUAUCCGCCAUACGUCUACCAGCUUGGAAAACCCUUCCCUGCUAAUUAUGGACAGCCACGAAACUCAUUUAUCAGCAGAAGUUAUAAUGCUGGUAAAGAAACAUGGGGUAACUGUAUUGACUCUUCCACCUCAUUGCUCCAACAAACUACAGCCGCUAGAUUUGUCAGUGUUUUUUCCGUUUAAAUCGCACUACAAUGCAGCAAUAGAGUCAUGGUUACUCAGAAAUCCUGGACGCCCAAUAACAAUUUAUGACAUUGCUUCGUGCGUUGGGGUAGCCUUUGAAAAGUCAAUGACACCUGGAAACAUAACAUCAGGCUUCAAAAAGGCGGGAAUUUAUCCGUUUGAUAAGCAUGUCUUUACAGAUGACGAUUUUCUUGUCAGUAGCGUAACCGACAGAGUUUUUCCCGAAGAACCAAUAGAUUCAUAUGAGGUCAAUGAUGUUGAAAUGGAAACACAGAAUCUGCCAAGUACAUCAACCGACAAGGAUUAA
Photinus pyralis (common eastern firefly) is the source of this 1338-nucleotide messenger RNA. RefSeq lists its product as uncharacterized. Lineage: Eukaryota; Metazoa; Arthropoda; Insecta; Coleoptera; Lampyridae. Gene Ontology annotation, cellular component: nucleus. The transcript has a single exon. The record is from RefSeq and is a predicted model, not a curated record. Gene Ontology annotation, molecular function: DNA binding. The coding region runs from base 1 to 1338 and encodes 445 amino acids.